This is a messenger RNA of Bubalus bubalis (water buffalo), 4975 nucleotides long. RefSeq names its product solute carrier family 39 member 14 (gene SLC39A14). The coding region runs from base 513 to 1985 and encodes 490 amino acids. The record is from RefSeq and is a predicted model, not a curated record. Gene Ontology annotation, molecular function: zinc ion transmembrane transporter activity. Gene Ontology annotation, biological process: zinc ion import across plasma membrane; intracellular zinc ion homeostasis. The transcript has 11 exons. Gene Ontology annotation, cellular component: membrane. NCBI's taxonomy places the organism in Eukaryota, Metazoa, Chordata, Mammalia, Artiodactyla, Bovidae.
CGCCGGCAGGGGGCUGAGGGCGCGCGGGCACGCCGACCUAGCUGCGCUGCCGCUACCACUGCUGCUGCGGGUCGCCCGGGGGACCUGGCUUGUGAGGGUGCGCGGGGCCGGGUGACGUCUGCCCAGCUUCAGGGGAUCUUCCUGACCCAGGGAUGGAACCGAGGCCUCCUGCAUUGCAGGCAGACGCUUUACCCUCGGAGCCACCAGGGAAGCCCAUAAAUCUGUUCAAAUCCUGCCCCAUCACUCUCCAGCAGGAGACAUUGAUUCUGCAGACCUGUCCUCACCGCUGUGCAGCACGUCGUGGUUGUACUUGGAGCGUAGUAGAGCUAAAGAAACUGGAUCUAGAGGUUAACUGGUGUUUCCAAGUCACAUUUCUUGCUACUGGCCAAGAGGCUCGAUAGGGCCAGCGUGCACGCGUUCUCAUUCGCCAAGUUGCAUCCGACUCUUUGUGACCCCGUGGACUGUAGCCCGCCGGAAAAAGAGGUGCGACUUUUAUUCGCUCAUCCGUCACCAUGGAGCUGCUGCGCCCAGCCCUCCCCAGCUACUUCCUGCUGACCCUGCUAAGCAUAUGGACAGCUGCUUCUGAGGCUCGUGCUGUGUCCACAGGGAUGCCCACCAUCAGUGCAGCCUCUUUUCUGCAAAACCUCAUGCAUCGCUACGGGGAGGGUGACAGCCUUACCCUUCAGCAGCUGAAGGCCCUGCUCAACCACCUGGACGUGGGAGUAGGCCGGGGCAACAUCUCCCAGCCCGUGCAGGGCCCGAGGAACCUCUCGACGUGCUUCAGUUCUGGAGAACUCUUUGCUGCCCACAACCUCAGCCACCAGUCGCAGAUCGGGGAGCGUGAGUUCCAAGAGUUCUGCCCCACCAUCCUCCAGCAGCUGGACUCCAAGGCCUGCUCCUCCGAGAACCAGGAGAAUGAGGAGAACGAGCAGACAGAAGAGGGGAGGCCCAGCUCGGUGGAAGUUUGGGGGUAUGGUCUCCUCUGCGUGACCGUCAUCUCCCUCUGCUCCCUCCUGGGGGCCAGCGUUGUGCCCUUCAUGAAGAAGACUUUUUACAAGAGGCUCCUGCUCUACUUCAUAGCUCUGGCGAUUGGAACCCUCUACUCCAACGCCCUCUUCCAGCUCAUCCCUGAGGCUUUUGGUUUCAACCCCAUGGAAGACUAUUAUGUCUCCAAGUCUGCAGUGGUGUUCGGGGGCUUUUAUCUCUUCUUUUUCACAGAGAAGAUCUUGAAGAUGCUCCUUAAACAGAAAAACGAGCAUCAUCACGGACACAGCCAUUAUACCUCUGAGACGCUCCCCUCCCAGAAGGACCAGGAAGAGGGGGUGACAGAGAAGCUGCAGAAUGGGGAUCUGGAUCAUAUGAUUCCUCAGCACUGCAGCGGGGAGCUGGACGGGAAGACCCCCGUGGUGGAUGAGAAGGUCAUCGUGGGCUCCCUGUCCGUCCAGGACCUGCAGGCUUCCCAGAGCGCCUGCCAUUGGCUGAAAGGCGUACGCUACUCAGACAUCGGCACGCUGGCCUGGAUGAUCACCCUGAGCGACGGCCUCCACAACUUCAUCGACGGCCUGGCUAUCGGCGCCUCCUUCACUGUGUCCGUCUUCCAGGGAAUCAGCACCUCAGUGGCCAUCCUGUGUGAGGAGUUCCCACAUGAGCUUGGAGACUUUGUCAUCCUGCUCAACGCCGGCAUGAGUCUCCAGCAGGCUCUCUUCUUCAACUUCCUCUCUGCCUGCUGCUGUUACGUGGGCCUGGGCUUCGGCAUCUUAGCCGGCAGCCACUUCUCUGCCAACUGGAUCUUUGCACUGGCUGGAGGAAUGUUCUUGUAUAUUUCGCUGGCUGAUAUGUUCCCUGAGAUGAACGAGGUGAGCCAAGAGGAUGAACGCAAAGGCAGUGCCUUGAUCCCCUUUGUCAUCCAGAACCUGGGCCUCUUGACUGGUUUUGGCAUCAUGCUAGUCCUCACCAUGUACUCGGGACAUAUCCAGAUCGGAUAGGGCCCCGCCAGGAGCCAGCGGGGUUGGCAGUCCGGCCCUGGGCUGCCCGACCCCUGGCCCAAGGACACCUCAUCCAGGAAGCGGUUCGGAAGAGGCAGUUCUAUUAAAAACUGUGACACAGACUCUAUUCCUACAUUCAAAUGUCAGCUGGUUUUAAAAAUGCUCUAUCCAAGGAAUAAGCUGCCCUGGUAACCAGCCUCUCGGUAGUGCCUCUGUCCCUUUCGUCUUCUCAACUCAGUUCAAAAGACAAGCCUAACUUUUCCCUCUGGUUACCUUGGCCACUUUCUCUCCCAACCAGCACUGAGACAUUCUGAAUCCUUGGCCAGGUGGCACAGAAAGAGAGCCAGGGCUCACAGCUUGGUGAGAAAUACUAGGAGGUGAAUCUACAGUUUGGGGCUCAUAAAAUCUCAGUGUGUUUCCUGGGCCUCAGGGUGACCCAUUUUUAAGUGAAUUUGCCUGUUUUUUUUACAGCAGAAGUACAAAGGACAGAAACCCUCUUAUAUUUUCAAAGUCUGUUCGGUCGCCUGUUCUGUCAAAGAGAUGUCAAAGCUGGAAACAGAUGAGCAGGGCUGGAGGAGAGGCAAGGGUCAUUGUGUGUGGAUGAGGGGAGGGUGUCUUGUCAGGAUGGUCACUUAUUCCCACUGGGACCCUGGGCCAAAAUUGGUUCUGCACCUGGUGUUUUGUGGUUGUCUAGGUGAACAGCAAGUAGUUUGUGUUGCCUGAACCUCCCCUCCUUUCAGAUGAACACUGGAGGAUGCGGGAGGGCAGAGAAGAGGGACCUCUGAGAAAUCCAAUGGUUUUGCUACAAUUCCCACCCCUCAGCCCCCACCCCCAUCUCCUGAGAGACACUUCCACCGCCUCCCUGGCAGCACACUCUAAGCACAGUGACGACACCCGUGUUGGAGGGGAGACCGCACAAAUUCACCUCCCUGGACACCAACUCGUGCUGCCAAGUGACCAGCUGACUUUCAGAACUGGAAUGCCGCUUGGGGUCUUCUUGACAAGGGUAAUCGGAGGUGCAAUCAGCGCAGGCAACAUUUAGGACUUACUAAUGCCACAAGUAACAGUACACAUGGUAGAACUCUGAGCUGGGAGGGGAGCAUCCUUGGUGUUCACAGAAUAGGGGACCCAGGAGCUCCUGCGGCAACCAGCUGGGUCCCCCUUCCACCCUCACCCCACACCAGAAAGGGCGAAUCCUGUAUGGAACUGAAUAUGAAUUAUGCUAAUAACUCUCUUCAGAAAAUGAAUUGAUAGACUCAUGUGUGUGUAUGUGUGUGGGAGACCGUAGGUCCCCUGCUUGCCCUGUGGAGCCCUCUCCGCAGAGCUCCGGCUGUGAGGGGAGCUCGUCUCCAGGUUCACUAGGUGAAUUGCUGUAUUAUUAUCAUAUUGAUAACGUGAGAUUCCUCAGCCACUCUGGGGAGCCGACCUCUCCAGAAGCCUUCCUCAGUGGUGCCCGCGGUCGCAGCCCAGGGGCUGUGCUCGCAGACGACCUGUGCGCGUGGCUGACCAGCGCUGGUCCGUCGCCACCACCCGAGCACAUUUCUGUUCUGACAGGAAAACUUUUCCACUCUACAGUAAUUGAAAGCAUCGACUCUGGGUUUUUUUCUUUUUUUUUCCUUUGGGAAACAUCCCUCAAACUGGGACUAUUCUUGAACAUGAGCAGGAAAACCGCUGGUGAUGCUUUACAAGUUUUUCUCAUCUUGCCUGUUGACUUGGAUAGAUUUGAGAAUGGGCGGAAGGAGGAGGAAAACUCAGUUCUCAAGAUUCUAGAUGAACUGUCAGGACAGACUUCCUGGUAGGAUUACGGUCCAGUUUUUACCAAAGAACCAAUUUGAAUGUUGGAAUCUAACUUUUUAUACUGUUGUUAUUAUUGUCACUGUUAACUGUUUUGAAAUGAAUCUUUGUCUCUUCUGUUUCAUUUUUCUCAGAUUGCUUUCAGGAGCUAGCAGGAAAUAACACUCAAAUCUUAGGACCUUAGAUGAUUUUGCUUCCCGUAAUUUACAUCGAUGUAUUAACUUGAUAAUUUUAGCAUUCCCUGUAGAUCUGUCCUUCCUUACAGACACUGGUAUCUGGAGUAGAAUCCUAAGUAAGUGUUAGUGGGUUUCUAGUCUUAGGAGAAGAGCCCAAAAAUGUAACCUUGAGCAAAUUAAAAAAAUAAAAUGUGAGCGGUAGGGUGUUUUCCCUUCUUGUGCACAUCCAUAUUAAGAACUGACUUUCCUUUCACAGACACCUGCUUCAAAGGGGAGUUUUUUCCAAACUGUAACUGGUCCAGAGCCCAGUCCCAGUUGGAGCUUAGGAGGGGUAGAGACACUGAAAUUGUGCAACGGAUUACCUGUUGCUAUUGGCAACAGAUUUGCCUCAUGAAUCGAAAAUGUGGCAGUUUCUUUCUGAAGUGUUGGGUUUGCUGUUUCAAGCAUUUGUACACAUUAGUAGUCUGAGGAGUACCAAGUUCUGAGGACUUAUUUCAUGGCUGGCAUUAGCAUCUUCAGCCUCUCUCCCUUUCUCUAAGGAUAACCAGGAAAGUAUGUGCAACGUGCAGGAGCCAUGACUCCAGAGGAGGGGUUCUGCUGCUUCUCACCCUCCCCCUGGCUUGCAGGUCUUCUGUCCUUGCCUCCAAGGGUUUUCGUGUCUAGUGUCAACUUAGGUCUCCCUUUCACUGGUCCUUCACCUUGGGUUUUAAAAAGAAAGCUUCUCUUUUAUGGUAUCCUAAGACCUGUUUUUAGUAAAUCCUCUUCCACAUGGUAAUAUGGAUAUAGCAAUAUGUUGGAAAUCUGCUUAAAAAGAAACAAAAGGUUGUCUGAUUUUUGCAAAAGAGAGAGGUUAGCUUUUAUUAUUCAUAUUUUAUUUUACAGUUCUGCAAUUCCAUCACAGUAUUUUUUUAAAUGACUCAGGUGUUAUGAAGAUAAAUUAGAAAACAAAAUAAACUUAAGUUAUGUGGACUGUAAAUGUUUUUAUUUGUAAGAUUCUAUAAAUAAAGCUAUAUUCUGUAA